Messenger RNA from Pelobates fuscus (common spadefoot toad), 967 nucleotides. RefSeq names its product olfactory receptor 1E16-like. The record is from RefSeq and is a predicted model, not a curated record. Gene Ontology annotation, biological process: G protein-coupled receptor signaling pathway. Bases 38 to 967 code for a protein of 309 amino acids. The transcript has 2 exons. Lineage: Eukaryota; Metazoa; Chordata; Amphibia; Anura; Pelobatidae. Gene Ontology annotation, molecular function: G protein-coupled receptor activity; olfactory receptor activity; odorant binding. Gene Ontology annotation, cellular component: membrane.
UAUUCUGCACGUCACUCCAAAUAAUGGCAACAGCCUAAUGGAUAACCAAACAACCAUUAAGAACUUGUAUAUUGUAGCAUUUUUCAAUAAAGGAGAGACACAACCAUUUCUGUUUGCUGGCUUUUUCUCAAUGUACUUGAUUGUUGUGUUAGGAAAUGUUGUUAUUAUUACAGUAAUAUUUAUUGAUGCUCACUUACAGACUCCAAUGUACAUCUUUCUCUGUAAUCUGUCAUGUGCAGAUGCUUUUUUUACUACUAUCACGCUAUCUAAACUGCUUGAUAUAUUGUUAACUGGAAACAACUCUAUAUCCUUCAUACAUUGCUUUAUCCAGAUGUACUUUUUUGUAUUUAUGGCUGGAACAGAGGUUCUUUUGCUGUCUAUCAUGGCAUAUGAUCGUUAUGUUGCUAUAUGUUAUCCUUUACAUUAUACUUUUAUUAUGACUGUGAAAAAAUGUAUCCUGUUCUUGUCAAGCACCUGGAUAUUUGCAUGCAUGAAUGCAUGUUUUUUUAUAACUUUUGCUAUAAAAUUAUCUUUCUUUUCAAAUAAGAUUAAUAAUUUCUUUUGUGAUAUUAAAGCUGUUGCAAAAAUAUCCCAUACCGAGGUGAAAUUCCACAUUGUAAUUUUUGGAGAGGCACUGGUUUUUGGACUAUUUCCAUUUUUGCUAAUUGUAGCAUCAUAUACAAAAAUAAUCUCAAGUCUUUUAUAUAUUCGAUCUAAAAAUGGUAGGAUGAAAAGCUUUUCCACAUGUACCUCACAUUUCAUAGUCAUUAUCAUGUUCUAUGGUACAGUUCUAUGGAUGUACAUGAGACCCCCCUUGGAUCAUUCAGAAGAACAGGAUCCAAUAUUCUCUGUUCUGUAUACAGUCGUGACUCCCAUGGUAAAUCCUUUUGUCUACAGUUUAAGGAAUAAAGAGGUUAAGGAGGCUCUGAAAAGGAUUGUGGAAUACAGACAUACAGAUAAAAACUGA